Messenger RNA from Sordaria macrospora k-hell, 450 nucleotides. RefSeq lists its product as uncharacterized. Gene Ontology annotation, molecular function: calcium ion binding; enzyme regulator activity. Gene Ontology annotation, cellular component: central plaque of spindle pole body. Lineage: Eukaryota; Fungi; Ascomycota; Sordariomycetes; Sordariales; Sordariaceae. Gene Ontology annotation, biological process: spindle pole body organization. The record is from RefSeq and is a predicted model, not a curated record.
AUGGCGGACUCCCUUACUGAAGAGCAGGUCUCUGAGUUCAAGGAGGCCUUCUCCCUCUUUGACAAGGACGGCGAUGGCCAAAUCACCACCAAGGAGCUCGGUACCGUCAUGCGCUCGUUGGGCCAGAACCCCUCCGAGUCUGAGCUUCAAGACAUGAUCAACGAGGUCGACGCCGACAACAACGGCACCAUCGACUUCCCUGAGUUCCUUACCAUGAUGGCCAGAAAGAUGAAGGAUACCGACUCCGAGGAGGAGAUCCGUGAGGCCUUCAAGGUGUUCGAUCGCGACAACAACGGCUUCAUUUCCGCUGCCGAGCUCCGUCACGUCAUGACCUCGAUCGGCGAGAAGCUUACCGAUGACGAGGUUGAUGAGAUGAUCCGUGAGGCCGACCAGGACGGCGAUGGGCGUAUCGAUUAUAACGAGUUCGUUCAGCUCAUGAUGCAGAAGUAA